AUGGCACAGAUUACAAAAAAAUCCACGAAGAGCCAGAACAGCCCGAACCAAACCGAGCUAAUCGGCGUCGAAAAAACCAUGGAAAAGUGCUCUAAGGUGCCCCAAAAGGAGAUGAGAUUGUAUGAUUUUCAUCGACAUACACAUGCUUUUCAGCUACCGGUCACUUCUGACAGUCGACUUGUUAAAACAAAAUUAUAUCCACCUCGAUUUGGACGAUUUUUUCUAAAAAAAUUAAACUCUGAAGACGUCAAAAAAUAUAUCGCGAGCAUAGUCUAUUUAUUAAUAUUUGGU
Molecule: messenger RNA, 291 nt
Organism: Mesorhabditis spiculigera
Lineage: Eukaryota; Metazoa; Nematoda; Chromadorea; Rhabditida; Rhabditidae
Source: the annotation of a GenBank genome assembly